This is a messenger RNA of Paramuricea clavata, 459 nucleotides long. NCBI's taxonomy places the organism in Eukaryota, Metazoa, Cnidaria, Anthozoa, Malacalcyonacea, Plexauridae. The record is from the annotation of a GenBank genome assembly.
AUGUUGGACAUUACUGAAAACGGCUAUCUGGACUUGAAUAUGUUAGAUAUAUCCCCAGUUGAUUGCAAAGGCUUGUUUGAUUUCUUAGUUCACGUAAGAGAGCUGAAAAAACUGGAUAUUUCUCAAAAUCAUUUAACUGACCAAGCAGUUCUAGAACUUUGCAAGUUUCUUAGAAAUUCUAUCCUUGGCAAAUUGGAUAUUUCACACAAUUACAUAACAGAUAAAGGUUUAGAAAUGCUUGGUGAUGCAUUAAGUGAAGAGACGUGUGGACUUCACUAUUUAGAAAUAGGAUGGUGUUAUAAAGCAACGUCAAAUGGUUAUAAUAAAUUGUACGAUACUCUAAGAAAAGCUGGUUUCGAUAUUACAACAAUGGCACUAACUGGAAGUAAUAAUAUAGUACAGUACACAAUGCAAAAACCAUUACCAUAUGCAGAUAACUGUUACAAUACGAAGUUUUAG